Molecule: messenger RNA, 12450 nt
Organism: Leucoraja erinaceus (little skate)
Lineage: Eukaryota; Metazoa; Chordata; Chondrichthyes; Rajiformes; Rajidae
Product: activity-dependent neuroprotector homeobox protein 2-like
Exons: 4
Coding region: 1814-4723 (969 amino acids)
Biological process (GO): regulation of gene expression
Cellular component (GO): nucleus
Molecular function (GO): DNA binding
Source: RefSeq, a predicted model, not a curated record
CUACUGUGUCAUCUGCUAUCAGGACCCAUCUGAAGAAGAGUCUCAACUCAAGGAGUCACCUAUCCAUGUUCUCCAGAGAUGCUGCCAGACCAGUGUUACUCCAGUACUUUGUGCGCUUUUGAACCACUAUCGUAUACGCAUGGGGUUCACCAAUAUUUAAACCAUUAUUAACCACCAUUGCAUUCCAUGGAGUGCAUGUCAUUCUUGUACUUGGACGAUGCAUCACUCAUACCUGUUGAGGUUAACCAUUCACAUAUUGAAUUGGAAAUUACCUCCAUUUGGAAGUUCCUCAUGCAACUCUCACUGACUAGUCUUUCCUCAUCAAUGCCUCAUCCUUAAGGUAGCAACCCAACGGGCUGGCCAUUGAAAUAGGGCUGAUACCACCCCCUUCCAAAGCCAUGUAUUAACCCUCUGCAACUGGUUCAUUCCAACCACUGAGGUCAUCGUGACACGCCCCCUCCAAACGACGUUACCCCCGUCCCCCUCAAUUCUCUCCAGAAUGAAAUAUUUUGGGUGAGCAACAUAUUUACCUUUAUCGUGUAUGUAUACACUGUGAAGGGUUCAAGUUCAAGUUCACAUUUAUUGCCACAAGCACCAAUUACGGUACAGUGAAAUUUGAGUUACCAUGCAACCAUACACAAAAAGAACACAAUACACUAUAGAAUUUAACAUAAACAUCCGCCACAUUGGAAUCAACAUUCUUCACUGUGAUGGAAGGCGAUAACGUUCAGUCAAUCUUCGUCCUUUGUUCACCCGUGGUCGGGGCCAUAAACCCUCCGUAGUCGCCGUUACGGACGGCCCGAUGUACAAGCCUUCUCGUCGGGAUGAUCGAAACUCCGUCGUCUGGACAGGUCGGAACACACACUCUGCAGGUCGAAAGGCCGCACCAAUCCAGUUAUUAGGCCGCGAGGGAGGUGACGAUGCGACAAAGUGAAAAGUCACAUCUCCUUCGAGGUAAGUGUUCCCCCACACUAAAACAUACAUUUAGACAUACUAAAAAACAAAAAAUGUCGAAAGGACGAACACGCUGCUGGCAAGGCCUCCGCUCGCGGCGCCACCCGAUGACAGGAUGUAAGAAGGGCUCGAUUGUAAUCGUGUAUUGUCUUUCUGCUGACUGGUUAGCAUUCAACAAUAAAGCUUUUGACUGUGUCUCCGUACACGUGACAAUAAACUGAUCUGAACUGAGUAGGAGGGAACUGCAGAUGCUGGUUUCCACUAAAGGCGGACACAAAAUGCCAGAGUAACUCAGAGGGAUGGGCAACUUCUCUGGCGAGAAAGAAAGGGUGGCGUUUCGGGUCGACACCCUUCUUCAGACUGAGAGUCAGGGGGGACUAGACCAGACUUGACUAGACUAGACUCCAACAUUUGGGUGCCAAAAAUGCAACCAUGCAAACAAAAAAAAAUACAAGUGCUCCUUGAACUUUGUAUGAACGUUUAGGGAGACAUGUUUCCUGUGCAUGGUGUUAUUUAAAGGGGGAGGGGAGAGACUCUUGGCAUUGGAUUUAGAGAGAUGCACAAGACACUUUAACUUUAUUGGUCAAUGCCACGAUAUGCAAAUCGUGUGUCACGUCACUUCCAGGUGGAAGAGAACGCCAUUUUGUCCGGGUCGUUGCUGUUGUGAAGGGAACCGGUGGCUAUUGUGGCGGCACGUUAUCGCCAACGCGUUCAGCUGUCCUGUCCUGUCCUGUCCUGCCCUGUCCUGUCCUGCUAGCGGGGCCGAGCCGAGCCGGGCCGAGCCGGGGCGGGCAGGGAGGCGGAGCCCGAUAAAGUCGGGACAAAGUCGGGACGACGGCUGGAGAUACAGUAAAAAAACAUGUAUCAGCUUCCUGUAACCAAUCUGGAAAUUCUCAGAAAAUCCAGGAAAAAGGUGAAGAGGAUCUUGUCUGAUAUUGGUCUACAAUGCUGCAAAGAACUGUUGGAGGAAUUUAAAAGUUAUCAUCCAGGAGAUUACUACAUGAAAAACACAACAUGGUCUGACCUUUCAAAGUGGCACUCAAACAAAAAGUCUAAGGUCCACCCCUACCGAACGAAACCAUUUUGCUGUAGCCUAUGUGACUUCUCUACAAAGUUUAUUAACGCUUAUAAGAGUCACAUGCGCUGUUAUCACGAGGAUGAGAUGGAUAUGGAGAUGUUGGUCGGCUGCUCUAACUGCACAUUUACCGCACACCCCAAGCUCGUGAAGAAGCAUGGCAGAAUAUUCCAUCUGGAUACUCGGAGAGCGCACGGCGCUGCCAACCACGACAUUGACGAUCAAGUAGGGGGGAAGACACAACCCAAGACGUACCAGGGCAAAAUGCCAAAUCUAGUCAAGCCAGUUUACUAUUGCAGGGUAUGUUCCUACAAAGAUGUCUCUGUGUACGGCAUAAAGAAACAUGUCUUUCUGUCCCAUUUCGGCAGCUUCGUCAACAACUACACCGGUCAGAUCGUGGACCAGGUAGAUCUCUUGGUGUACAACUAUUUUUGUAAAGGAUGCCACGUGAAAAUGGCCACCCACGAUGCUUUGCUCUAUCACGUUCUGGAAAAGCACAAAGAAGUGGACGGGCCAGUCAAGGCAAUGGUUGGACAUAUAUCGGAGCUGAAACCCAGGCCCCACAUCGCUCCCAAGCCCCAGACAAGCAAGACCUCCGCACUGUCACCGUGUAGCAUCAGGCUAGCUGGUCAAAUGCUGUCCGGACCUCGGGCUGCCGGGUCGGCUCUUAGCAUCAGACUGAAAGGCCCGAUGCUCACGUGCGUGAAGCAGGCCGCCUCAAUGGCGAACACCACGCCGUCUAUCCCGGUGAUCUCCAGCGUGGUGUCUCCCAUCGCGGCACCGGUGCGGGCACAGCAGUCGCUGAAUGUGUUGGCGCUCCCUCCGAAUUUCAGUCCGGUGUCUUUGGGCUCGAUGAAUCCGGCGUUGAACGCUUUCCAUACGGUGCCGAGCAGUCUGAUCCCAGUGACCAGCUCUGGUGGACUCCCAAAGCCAGGCCAGGUUAACCUGGUGCCUGCCACCUUCCAGAUGAGCCAGAGUAACCUUGCCAUCAGGGCGGCGGGUCCGGUGCUCCCUCGGGCAUUCCUCAUGCCGCAGGGAUUGACCAUUGACCGGGCGGUGAGACCCAGUAUUCCAGGGAACGGCCCGUCGGCCAAUUUGCCGACGGUUAAGCAUCUAAUUCAGAGCAGGAAAGACGCCAACGGCUUACCUGCCUACACCCUAACUCCAGUUCAGUUCGCCUUGCCUGUUGCUCCCACUGCGACCAGCAGCAGCAGCAGCAACAAGCUGGGCGUGCUCUCCACCAUGCAACUGCCACUUCAUAUCGACCGGACGAAUUGUAAAGCGCCGUCCGUUCCCCGGCAACCACGCGAAGAACCGUCGGUGAUCGCAGUUGGCGCCGUGGAGCGGGAACCGGCGCCGUCGAUGCUCGCGGUUGCUCUAAAUCUGCCGCCGGCGCCCGUCCCCAGAGCCCAACAGUGGAAGAGCUGUUCCCUCUGCAGCUCACUGUUACCGCUCAGCGCCUACGACAACCACAUCGCCACCGCGCACAGGGCCAACAACAACAACAGGCCUGAGAAGGUCGUGGCCUGUGCCAACUACCUACAGAGGGCCGGCGCCCACAUCUGCAAGUGUCUGUUCUGUGAGUGUUACGUACACGAAAACCUCCUGUUUUGCCAUCUGCUAAUGCAUGGCCUGACCUGCUUGUUCUGCUCGCAAACCUUCCACGAUCUGGCCAAGUUUACCACGCACACCAAGUCCUCGCACGCUGGGCUGAGGUUCGAAGUGGUGGAAAACGGCAAAGACGGAGCCUCGGCUUCCAACCAAAUCAACGAAGGCGGUUUUAACUUGACUAUCACGUUACCAGAAGAUGAAAUGGGUCCCAACGACAUCCACCUGACCCUCAUUCCCAGCAAAAUGUCCUCUCCUCACGCGCCUUUCGUAAUCGAGGUGUGCAGGCACAAGGCAGAGGAGGUAGACAUCAUUGCACAGGCUGUAACCCCGGGGCCACCAAGCUCAGAGUGUCCUUUCUGUAGGAAUCAUUUUCGGGGUUCGAAAUAUGAAAAGCAUUUGCACGAGAAACAUCACGUGGCACCUAUUCUUCAUCCGCUACUGAAGAUACCCUCGUUUAAGUGCAUUUACUGUCUCGGCGUGUACACAGACCACAUGGCGGCAUCAACAAUCUCUCUCCAUCUAUUUCGCUGCAGGGGCCUUAAUAAAAUGCAAACUGUUACUUUGCCAAAAGACACUGGACUGUCAAAGCGUGCGAUUUCUGAAAUUGGCGAAUUGGGGGCUGAACUGGUUUCAAAUGGCGACGGAAGAAAUUUAGCGCCGCCGGCUUCAAAACGAUUAAAGACUGAUGUAGCCACCGCCUAUUCUGAAGCCCCUCCUUUAGCACGGAGUAACACGGCGAAUACUUCACACUCCUUGCCCGCUUCGGAUCCAUCUACUGUGCUGGCGCUAGUCCCGAAAGGAUUUGGCCAUCGCCCCAACAAAGAACGAAAGCUGUUCCUCAACGACUACUUUCACAAGCAACCUUACCCGAGCAAUAAGGAGAUCGAGGUGUUAUCUUCAGUCCUGUCCCUGAAGAAGAACGACGUUGCCCUCGUCUUUGACACAAAACGGGGGUCGUGCUUGAAAGCAAUGAAGGACAAACCUUUUGUGCUUUUAGGAUUCAACAUGUCGGAACUGAAGAAAGUAAAGCACGGGAUCAGAUUUGAUUUUGGGGGAACAAACAGAAAGUCGAAUAGGAGUUAGUUAUGGCUUGCGUAGGAGGGAACUGCCGAUCCUGGUUUACACUUAAGUUAAGACACAAAAUGCUGGAGUAACUCAGCGGAACAGGCAGCGUCUGUGGAGAGAAGGAAUGGGUGGGUGACGUUUCUGAAGAAGGGUCUCGACCCGAAAUGUCACCCAUUCCUUCUCUCCAGAGAUGCUGCCUGUCCCGCUGAGUUACUGCAGCAUUUUGUGUCAAUCUUUGGAUUAUAACUGUCCAUCUUUCCAAAUUCUGAAAAUGAAUGACUUUGACAGUGAUACUGUAGAUUAUUGUGUAAACUUUGUCCAGACUCCAUUGGUGAAGUUGUGCACCGAAGAUGGACACACAAUGCUGGAGUAACUCGAAAGAAUGGGUGACAUUUCAGGUCGAGACACUGCUCCAUUCUCCAGUCUGACGAAGGGUCUCGACCCGAGAUGUCACCCACCCAUUCCUUCUCUCCAGUGAUGCUGUCUGUCCAGCUGAGUUACUGCAGCAUUUUGUGUCUAUCUUUAGUUUUGACAUGAGUGUCCACCUUGGUCAUAGGGUACAAAUACAGGGACUAAUCUAUACUGGAAGACAAUCAAAUUGUUCAUGGCAUUUUGCUUUAGGGGAUGCUUCUUGUGCCAUACUGGUCAUGAUUCCUUGUGGCUGGAAGCUCGAGAUCAAGAUGAAUCUAAAUACAAAGGUUUAACUCGAAAUCCUGCUUAAAGCCAAAAAUGUUAUUGUGUUUAUUUACAGCCACUUUACAUGGAUGCAGUGCGGUUUGCAAAAUGAAAUGUAAACUUGCAUUCAGGUAGAAAGGGAUAUAUUGGUAUUAAGCACAGGUUCACGAUGAGCUUUGCUAUAUAUGUUGGAGGAUGAAUUUAAUGUCAAUAACACUGUGACUUUUGCUCUGCCCAAUUUACAAAGUUCCUGCCUUUGCAGUUUCUUAAUGUUUGUUUGAAACAUGAAAAGGAGGGUGAGAAGUACAGUUUAUUCGGUCAAACCUGCUGCAAAGUUGCCUCUUUCAGUUUAGUAUAUUGUCAGAUGUACAGUGAAAAGCUUUUUGUUGCGUGCUAUAGAGUCAGCAGAAAGACAAUACGCGAUUACAAUCGAACCAUUUACAGUGUAAUGGGUGCAGCGAUUGUAAUCUGAUUGUAGAUCUGCUUCUUUGUUGGGCGCCAUCUUGGAUUAUUUUUUGACAUUGCCUAGUCCAUUUUUCCAAUGUUCGUGACGAAUUUAGGAUUAUGAUGCCUUGUCUGCUUUUCACUAUCACAAUUUUGUAGUUCCUCUUCUUUUCACUAUUACAAUUUUGUAGUUCAUUUCACAAAUGAUUAAAAAAAAAAUCACAGUUCAUCAUUCAACAAUUAGUCCUAAAUUAUUUCUCAAAACUAAUUUCUUUCUAGUUUUUAGUUUAGAGAUACAGUGUGGGAACAGGCCCUUCGGCCCAUCGAGUCCACACCGACCGGCGAUCCCCAAACAUUAACACUACCCUACACGCACUAUGGAACAAUUUACAUUUAUACCAAGCCAAUUUACCUACAAACCUGUACGUCUUUGGAGUGUGGAAGAAAACCGAAGAUCUCUGAGAAAACUCACACGGUCACGGGGAGAACGUACAACCUCUGUACAGACAGCACCCAUGGUCUGGAUCAAACCCGGGACUCUGGCGCUGUAAGGCAGCAACUCUACCGCUGCGCCACUUUGCCACCCACUUUCAAAGUACAUUCCUAGUGUGCGUUGGAUGGUGUCAAUGUGCGGGUAUAACUGGUCGGUGCAGACUCAGUGGUCGAAGGGUAUGUUUCCGCACUGUAUCUCUAAACUAAAAACUAUUAUCAAUUCUAUUAAUCACUAAUACUACUAAAUAACCAUUGAAUGUAUUCUGGUUAUAAAAUUGCACACAACAUUUCAAAAUUACUAGGUAACUUGUUAUUGAGGUAAUGUUCAAACAUGCUUUUCAAUUGUCAUAAGGAAUAGGAGUAGAAUUAGGCCAUUCGGCCCAUCAAGUCUAUUCCACUAUUGAAUCAUAGUUGAUCUAUCUCUCCCUCCUAUCCCAAUUCUCCUGCCUUCUCCCCACAACCCCUGUCACCCGUGCUAAUCGAGAAUCUAUAUCUGAUUGGAUGCCUGAAAUGGGACAAAAUCUCAAAUCUAACUUUUAAGUGCUGUUUCCAAACUGCAGGAUUUUGUUAAUUUUCUGCUGGUGUGUUUUGGUCUGAACUGUCCCAUUACCAAUCGGUGAGUUAUUAUUUAUUACAGCCAGCUGAUUGGAGCUUUCCCAACAUUUCGUUGAAGAGGAUGUAAUAUUUAAAUACUCCACCAAUUAUUGCAAGAAAAUGUUCCUGGAAAAUUUAAUUAUAUGUCACGGUGGUGCAGCGGUAGAGUUGCUGCUUUACAGCGCCAGAGGCCCAAGGUCGAUCCUGACUAUGGGUGCCUGUUUGUACGUUCUCCCCGUGACCUGCGUGGGUUUUCCCCAGGUCCUCCAGUUUCCUCCCACAGUCCAAAUACGUACAGGUUUGUAGGUUAAUUAGCUUGGUAUAAAUGUAAAUUGUCCCAAGUGUGUGGAGGAUAGCGUUAGUGUGCGGGUUGGUUGGCACGGACUCGUUGGGCCGAAGGGCCUGUUUCCACACUUUAUCUCUAAGCUAAAAAACAAAAACUAAGAUUGGCUUCUCUGAUUCAGCUGGACUGCGAAGUUAUUGGUGAGAAAUGUUGGGAUUCAUUGCAACAGCAGCCUUCACAUCGUUUUGUAAAUCAUGGGAGGAAAGAAUGCUGGAUUUUCUUUCAAUAAAACGCACUUGCCUCUUUUUAACCCCUUCAGUUUAUCUUCCAAUUUUUCAUGAUCUUUCCUUCCAUAGAACUCUUUCAUAUUUUUUUUGUUCAGAAGGUGAACCAAGAAACGGCAUGUAGUGUCAUCGAGUCAUCCAGCGUGGGAAACAGACCCUUCGGCCCAUCUUGCCCACACAGGCCAACAUGUCCCAUCUACACUAGUCCCACCUGCCUGCAUUUGGCCCAUAUAUCCCUCUAAACCUGUCCCAUCCAUGCACCUGUCUAAUUCUUCCUUAAACGUUGCUAUAGUAUCUUCCUCAACUACCUCCUCCGGCCGCUCGUUCAACCACCCUUUAUAAGAAAAAGUUACCCCUCUGAUUCCUCUCUGAAAAGUUACCCCUCUGAUCUUUUCCCCUUCUCCCUGAAAGUAAAUCCUUUGGUCCUUGAUUCUCCUACUGUGGGCAAGAGACUGCGUCCACCUGAUCUAUUCCUCUCAUGACUUUAUACAUGUUCAUGUUUGAUAGAUGUUUUAUACACGUCAUAUAUAUUCAUUCAUUGCGAUAUCAUUAACUUCCUCCCCCUUUCAACUCCGUUUCAGUUUAGUUUAUUGUCACAUGUACUGACGUACAAAGAAAAGCUUUUGUUGCGUGCUGUCUAGUCAGCGGAAAGGCAAUACAUGAUUUAAAUCGAGCCAUUCACAAUGUACAGAUACAUGAUAAGGGAAUAACGUUUAGUGCAAGGUAAAGCCAGUAAAGUCAUAUAUAUUCUGAGGGUCACCAAUGAGGUGGAUAGUAGUACAGGACUGCUUUCUGGUUGUGGCAGGGUGAUUCUGUUGCCUGAUAGCACCCUACAUCAUAAUACCUUGAUUUAAGUAACUAAACAGUUCUGAAUGUUUUCUAAGAGAACCAUUUGUUCAUAAGUUCUCGGAGCAGAAUUGGGCCAUUUGGCUAUUGUACUCGGCCAUUCAAUCAUGGCCGAUCCAUCUCCACCUCUCAACCCCACUCUCCUGCCUUCUCCCCAUGACCCCAGUUAUAAGUUCAUAAGUGACAGGAGCAGAAUUAGGCCAUUUGGCCCAUCAAGUCUACUCCGCCAUUCAAUCAUGGCUGAUCCAUCUCCACUCUCACCCCCACUCUUCUGCCUUCUCCCCAUAACCCAUGACACACAUCCAAAUCAAAAUGUACACUCUCAGCUAUGAAUGCUUGGGCUUUGUUUCAUUUUCUUUCUGGGGUGAAUAAUAAUAAUAAUAAUAAUUUUUUUUUUUGUUUGUUUUAAUUUAUUUGUGGGCGCCUUUCAAAAGUCUCAAGAACACCUUACAGAAAUUAACAAGAGUAAAAAACCAUAUAAUCGGAGUAAAAUAAAUAAUAAAGACAUCACCAAUACACAAAUUAAAGACAGAAUUCGAUCCAAAGACAAAAAAUCAAAAAACACAAUGUGAAGAGAGAGCAGCGGCAGCUAAACCGCGCUAGCGUACACUCUCCCUUCCGACAGCCAUCUGGGACACAAACUAAAAUAUUGUGCUGUAAAUAUGGUGCUGUAACUGCAUUAAUCCCAACCCUACAGUUUACAAUCUUCUGCUUCUGCAUGCUACUGCACAACUUCCAACAACUGGGCUAUCUCGUGCAGGUUACGCUCGCAUGGGCGCUGGUUACAAAAGGGUUAUUUAGAUUUUUUUGUGGACAAAUUUGGUGAGAUGAUCCAUGUCCAAAGUUGUUGAGCUGUGACUUGAAGUGUGACAAGGUUGGUGCACAUCUGGUGGUGUCGGGAAGGAUAGUGCAUGGAUAUAGUGACUGUAGAUAGCUAUGUUUGUUUGCUCUAAUUCUAGUGUGAAUAAAGAGACCUGAUCUUGUAGAUUUCCGGGUAUUGGAUUGAAUGAAGUGAGAUCUGUUACUGGGGAUGAUGCUAUGAGUCUCCUUGUAGACAGCACAAAAGCGGCUCCCAGCCAAGGUGAUUUAACAUAUCGGAAACACUUGACUGUCCUGAGUAGUCGUUAUAGACAAACCAGGCUGCACGCCUCUGAACCUUGUCAAGGGUGUUAAUGUUAUAUUUCUGGUGAAGGUCCCAUAUUGUCUGGGAAUUUUCCAACAGUGGGCGGACAAGUGCUUUGUACACUACCUCCUUAGUUGGUUUGUCACAACUGGAUAAGUUUCUCUGGAGAAGACCCAAAGUUCUGUUUGCUUUGUGGCAAUCUGGAUUAUGUGUCUGUUCCAGGCUAGGCCAGAUAUGAGUUCAACUCCCAGGUAUGGGUGGUGAUCAACUUCUUUAAGCAGGCUGUCUCCCAUCUUGUACCCGUUCAUGAUCGGCUUGGCUUUAUGAGUAACUCUCAUGGAAAAGCAUUUGUUGUGAUUGAAACCCAUUUGCCAAAGAUGGUUUAUGUCAUUUUGAAGAACCUUGGCAUCUUCAGCAGAUUUGAUUUCUCGAUACACAAUACAGUCGGCUGCAAAGAGUCUCACUUUGGAAGACGGGUUGUCAGGCAGAUCGUUAACGUAGAUCAAGAACAGCGAGGGCCCCAACACCGUUCGUUCCCUGUGGCACGCCGGACUCGACUGGAGAUUGUUGUGAUGACUCACCGUCUGCCACAACCUUUUGAUGACGUUUGUUGAGAAUCUGCAAAUCUUGACAAUCUCCCGGAACCACAAACUAAAAUCUCUGUAUGGAAGGUAAUAAUUUGUGCUUUGCAAAUGUACUUGUUUUAAAAAUAUGUUUGAAAAGAUUUAUGCUACUUUUGAUUAUACUUCUGGCAAAGUGAGUGCUUUUAGCCAUUGAGGUAACCAGGUGGUCCCGAUCCGAAACGUUGCUUAUCUACGUUCUCUACAGAUACUGCCUGACCCGCUGAGUUACUCCAGCACUUAGUGUCCAUGAGCCUUGUAAACAUUGUCGUUCAUGGAGUCAUAGAGAGAUUCAGCGUGAAAACAGGCCCUUCAGCCCAACUUGCCCACACCCGUCAACAUGUCCCAGCUACACUACUAGCUAUAGACCACCCGCCUGCGUUUGGUCCAUAUCCCUCCAAACAUGUCCUAUCUAUGUACCGACCGCUCAACUGUUUCCAAGUGUUUCUUAAACUUUCAUAAACGUUGGGAUAGUCCCUGCCUCGACUACCUCCUCUGGCAGCUUGUUCGAUACACCCUUUGUGUGGAAAAAAUUACCCCUCAAAUUCCUAUUACAUUUUUCCCCACUUAAUCCUAAACCUAUGUCCUCUCGUCCGCGAUUGACGUAGACAAUAGGUGCAGGAGUCGGUCAUUUGACCCUUCGAGCCAGCACCGCCAUUCACAAUGAUUGAUCAUGGCUGAUCAUCCACAAUCAAUAGACAAUAGAUGCAGUAGUAGGCCAUUCGGCCCUUCGAGUCAGCACCGCCUUUCAAUGUGAUCAUGGCUGAUCAUCAGUGUCCCGUUCCUGCCUUCUCCCCAUAUCCCUUGACUCCGCUACCUUAAAGCGAUUUCAUAAGGCAGAGAAUUCCACAGAUUCACAACUCUCUGGGCAAAAAUCUCAUGAUUUUUAUUUUCCCAUACACCUCCCCUCCCUCAUCCUCCUGUGCUCCAAUAGACCAUUUGGCUGAUGAAAUAGGGGAAAAAAAGUCGUCUAAAAAUACAAGUAGCAGUGAUGCUAUUGGCCAAAUAAUUAAAUUUAGUUUCUGCACUGAUUACUAAAUGUACACUCUGUGGGGUUCAUAAAUAUUUGUGUACAUGUGUCUCCAAUACGUGACCGAUAGUAUAAGCUUGCUAAACUGUCCAAUUACUUGUUGACGACUAGGUCAUAAGGUCAUAAUUGAUAGGAGCAGGAUCAGGGCAUUCGGUCCAUCAAGUCUACUCCGCCAUUCAAUCAUGGCUGAUCUCUCCCUCCUAACCCCGUUCUCCUGCCUUUCUCACCAUAACCCCUGACACCAGUAACACUUCAUAUUUCGCUUGGGCAGCUUAUAGCCCAGUGAUAUGAAUAUUGACUUCUCUAACUUCAAGUAUCCCUUGCUUUUCCUCUCUCUCCACCCCUCCCCCCAUCCUAGUUCUCCUGAUUAAAUAUUACUUUGUAUGCCUUGAUGUCACCUUCCCUUAAGUAACAAUAAUCUAUUCUACAUUUUCCUUGAGCAUCGUCCCUGUUGAUCUCUCAUUUUCACACCUUGCCCUUCCACUACUCUCGUUUUCCCCCUCCGCUGACUCUCAGUCUGAAGAAGUCUCGACCCAAAACGUCGCCCAUUGCUUCUCUCCAGAAAUGCUACCUGACCCGCUGUGCCAUUCCUAUGAUUAUUUUUCUAUGUAAAACCUGAAUAUAAUCAAGAGAGAAUAUAAUCAAGGUGUGGGAACUAAGGGGGACCACAAAUGGAAUGUGUUUAAAAUGGUUUGGGGAAAAUUGAAUAGUUUGUAACUUAGUCGGCGCCCUUUAUGUGGUGACUCUUUGCAUACCUUGGGUGUGUAAAACAAAGAAUAUCACUGUGACUUGUCACAUGUGAUCAUUCAUUCAUUCAUCCAUUAUAAUCACACCAACAGUAGUAUCAUCGAAUUCCGUUAUCAUGUAUCAGUACACUGUGGAUGGCUCGAUUGUAAUCAUGUAUUGUCUUUCUGCUGGCUGGUUAGCACGCAACAAAAGCUUUUCAUUGUACUAUACCUUGGUACCUCUUAAAAAUACCCACUGUUUUGCUGUUACUCAGCAUAGAUUGUUUGUCCUAGUUUGUUCUGGUGGUCGUAUAUUCAGAAUGAAAGGUUGUUUAUCCAUGAACCUGAUGUGUUGUGUUGACCAUUUAUUUUGCGUGCAGUUUGUCAGUGAUGUAAUUACUUGUAAAUAGUAACAAAAUAGUUUUUUUAAAGCACUUUCUGUAAUUGUGCAGUGAUUUGUUUUGUAUAACGACCUUUUUUUUCCUCCAAAGGCGGAAAUCCGUUUUAAUUAUAUUCGGGUUUUAAUAUUCUCAAAGGAGUUUUAUGACAUUUUUAUAUUCAUUGUGAGUAGUUGAAUUUUGCCCUAGUACCAAAUUAAAAAAUAAAUUCCUUUUUGCAUUUUUGCAGCA